AUGUCUUCAUCGUCUAAGAAUCCUGUUACUUCCAUAACCAAUCAACUCCAUAAUGCCAAUAUCAGAAACAUCUCUGCUAUGAAACUAAGGCAAGCAGUUGGGUCCGUGAAGGCACUUUCAGUCGCUACAGAAGAGAGAGUUUAUAACAAAGGAAAAGAUGGAAGCGGUGCUCAAGAAAAUCCCUGGAAUGUUUGCAAGUCUCACUUAAAUCUUCUUCCUUAUGAUGAUGAUGUUCCUCUAGAAGAUUGGAACUUUAGUCAUAGUGAAUGGACUAUUCAAUUCAAAAACAUGUUGCUUGAACAUCAUUCUGUCCAAGUAAUUGAUGAAGCUUUGGUGGAACUAGGACCAAAGAUUUCGACUGAUCCCCCAAACUGUCGGCCAACCUAUGGAAGUAUGAUAUCAACAAGAAUGAAGAUUGAUUUAAGCAAACCUCUCUAUAGAGGUGGGUGGUGGAACACAAGAGCUGGUGGAGUUACCUGGGUAAGAUAUCAUUGGGAACGUCAACCCCAUAACCUAUGUACACAUUGCUGGACAGUGAAUCACAACAAGGAGGAGUGUGCUAAUGUUGCUCAUGAUCUGAAGAUUCGCCGAUACACAAAUGAGAAGUAUAUCAACUAUAUCCAUGGUCUGGCUGAAACUUAUGGAGUUGAAAUAUGUGAAGACAUGGAUCUCCUUAUUCAAAGAAUUUGUGAGGCUAGUAAGAAACAGAUAAAUGAACAAGGAUAUGAUCAUGAAGAUACCAGACGACCCAAAAGUUCAAGGAGCACUGAAGAGGAAAAUGAUGAGCCCACUGAUGACUUGGAUAUCAAUGAACUGCAUUCGUCUCCAACUUCUAUUGAGUUUGAUGGAAUGGAGCACGAUUUGGUAGAGGAGGGAGAGAAUAUUACUAAAAUUUACCCCCAGGUGAUGGAUGAGGUUGCUGAUUCCCCUACUUUUUUGUAUAUGAAAAUUCUUAGCUGGAAUUGUCAAGGGUUCUUAGGUAAAGAUACUAGAGAUCAUCUUAUUUACCUCAACAAUCUUCAUCAUCCGGAAAUUAUAUUCAUCUGUGAUACUAAAAUCAAUGAUAGUAGAAUCAUCAUAUUAUCUAACUUUCUAGGAAUGCCCAAUAUGGCUUUUGCACUAUCUGUGGGUCUGGCAGGUAGUUUACUUUUAUUAUGGAAGGAUGGUUUUUCUCUUAAUAUAGAUCACCAGGAUGACAAAAUCUUUCACACACGAGUCACUAAUGAUGCUUGUAAGGGGGAAUGGAACACUGAUUUCAAUAACACCACCUCUAGUGCUGUCCUAGAUCUCAUUAAAGAUUCUGAUCUUACUGAUUUGGGUUUCUGUGGAAACCCUUAUACUUGGAGUAGUAAUAAACACGGCACAGGUAGAUUUAAGUCCAGGAUAGACCGAGCUUUAGGAAACAGAGAGUGGUACUUAGUUUACCCAAAUUCCAUUCUUAGACACAUCCCACAUUACGGUUCUGACCAUGCCCCUAUUUUGCUAGAUAUUUCAAACCAAGAUAGAAAUUCUUUUUCUGAGAAUAUUAAAACUGCUUGGUCUACUAAUUUUCUGUCUGAAUUGAUCUCUUUGCAAGAUGCUGAUGUGAAUGGUUCUAAUACAGAAGCUGUCAUUCUUUUAGAAAGCGAGAUUAGAAAGCUCAAUGAAAUACAAGCAAGCUCUAAUCGACAAAAGUCUCGUGACCACUUCUAUAAUGACAUGGAUAUGAAUUUGAGGUUUUUCCAUAUCAUAAUGAAUAGAAGAAAAUGUCGAAACAGAAUUGACUCUCUUAUGGCACCAAAUGGUACAUGGUGUAAUGACAGAGAUUCACUUUCUAAUCUUCUUAAACAACAUUUCCAGAAUAUUAUGACUACUUCCAAUCCGUCAAGCAUCCAACAUUUCAUCAGACACAUACCACGGUGCAUUUAUUUGAAAGACAAUGAACAACUUGAAGCCAUUCCUUCAGAACAAGAGAUCCACCAAGCACUCAUGACCAUGGAGCCAUGGACGUCACCGGGACCAGAUGGUUUUCCCCCUGGGUUCUACCAAACUCAAUGGCAAGUAGUGAAUGCCGAUGUAUGUAAGAUGAUUAAAUCUUUCUUUCAUUCCGGUUUUCUAGUUCAACAGCUUAACAACACUAUAGUCUCUUUGAUUCCCAAAGUUCAAAUAGCAAACAAACCAAAAUAUUUUCGUCCCAUUGCUUUGUGCAACACAGUUUAUAAAAUCAUCUCGAAGAUCAUUGCUUUGAGGAUGAAGAAACAUAUUGCAAAAAUUAUUUCUCCAAUGCAGUCGGCCUACGUAUCAGGUAGACUUAUCUCUGAAAACAUUUGCUUAGUGCAAGAAAUUGUGCAAUCCAUGAAGAGAAAAGAAGGAUUAGGAGGCCACCUUGCUCUUAAAAUGGACAUGUCUAAAGCAUUCAAUAGACUAGAAUGGAGUUUCCUUUUAGACAUUCUAAAACAGUUUGGGUUUUCAGAAAAAUUUCGACAAUUUAUUUCUCAGUGCAUUUCGACAACUCAUAUUGAAGUCAUGUUGAAUGGUUCCCCCACUACAUCAUUCAAGACGACUAGAAGAAUCAGGCAGGGUGAUCCGUUAUCACCCUACCUAUUUAUUCUCGCAAUGGAGUCUUUUUCAAGAUUCUUGCCUCACUGUGAAGCAACUGGGAAACUCACAGGUAUGAAGAUCUCUCGUUCUGCACCAAAAACCAACCAUUUGCUGUUUGCGGAUGAUUGUAUCCUGUUUUGCAAAGCCAAUGAUGCACAAGUUCAAAAAUUGCUAAGCGUGAUACAUCAAUUCUCCAUAUGCUUAGGGCAAUUGAUAAAUUUCAAUAAAUCUACUGUGUUUUUUAGUUCUAACCUUUCUCCUAAAGCUUGUCAGAAUAUCAGUGGAGAUCUUCAAGUCAGAUCACUGAAUAUCUCGGAUGAAAAAUACCUUGGUAUUCCCUUUUUUGUUGGUAGAAGAAAGCGCAUUCCCUUCUCUAUACUAUGUGACAAAAUGGAUCAUAGGUUUGCGAAUUGGAAUGGCAGUAACAUGUCGGAGGAAGCUAGAUCAGUUAUGAUUAAAAAUGUUUCCAACGCGAUUCCAAUGCAUCAUAUGACGAGUUUCAAGUUACCUGAUGUUACCAUUAAAAAGAUGAGUUCUAAACAACGGCAGUUCUGGAGGAAUAAGAAGUAA
Molecule: messenger RNA, 3150 nt
Organism: Papaver somniferum (opium poppy)
Lineage: Eukaryota; Viridiplantae; Streptophyta; Magnoliopsida; Ranunculales; Papaveraceae
Exons: 5
Coding region: 1-3150 (1049 amino acids)
Source: RefSeq, a predicted model, not a curated record